GCUGUCAGUCACACAGUGCGCACUGCACAAACUUUCUGCUGCGGGCUGAGGGAAAUCAGUGAUAUUUUCUUAAUUUCUACACGGGCUCCACGUGUUUAAAAAAUCAAGCAGUCAUAACCUCUGCAUAAUCAUUUGAUAAAACUAGGAAGUGACUAUAAAUAAAGACACGAGGACUAUUGGACAGUUUCUAUUGUCAGGUAACUUAUUAUUAAGUGACACCCAACAUCAUCUUCCCCAUUCAUUAAAAAUUAAAACGUUCAUUCAACUCCCUGGGUUGUGAUUGGCUCAGCCUUCCCCUUCCUCUGUUUUCACUGGCUGCUCACUAGAGUGGAAUAACCAGUUAACUCUCUGGUGCCAUUUGGAUUAAAGUAGUUGAAAAAUGGAGCCCAUUUUUGCUACUGGAAUUGCUGCAAAGCUUCGGAGUCAGUGGGACCGGGAUGCAGGUUUGGGUCAGAACCACAAUGCUGUGAAGUUUCUAGGACAAGAUUAUGGGUCACUGAGGGCCCAAUGCCUCCAGACCAGAACCCUGUUCGAGGAUUCUUUGUUUCCAGCCAGCGGCACUUCUCUGGGUUUCAACGAGCUGGGCCCACGUUCCUCCAAGACACAGGGUGUGCGAUGGAUAAGGCCAACGGAGAUUUGUUUGCAUCCUAAGUUCAUCGUGGAUGGAGCAACUCGCACUGACAUUUGUCAGGGAGCUCUGGGUGACUGUUGGUUGCUGGCGGCCAUUGCAUCUCUGACUCUGAAUGAAAACCUCCUGCACCGCGUAGUGCCGCAUGGACAGAGCUUUGACAGUGGCUAUGCUGGAAUCUUUCACUUCCAGUUCUGGCAGUUUGGUGAGUGGGUGGAAGUGGUGAUUGAUGACCGGCUGCCUGUGAAGGAUGGUAAACUGUUGUUUGUGCACUCAGCGGAGGGUGGAGAAUUCUGGAGUGCCCUGCUGGAGAAAGCCUAUGCCAAACUGAACGGCUGUUAUGAAGCUCUGUCAGGUGGCAGUACAUCUGAGGGGUUUGAGGAUUUCACAGGUGGGGUCACGGAGAUUUAUGAGUUAAAUAAAGCACCAUCUGACCUCUUCAGCAUCAUUGGCCGAGCCAUCGAGAGGGGCUCACUGCUGGGCUGCUCUAUACAUAUCACCAGUAAUUUUGACAUGGAGGCAGUGACCUUCAAGAAGCUGGUCAAAGGUCAUGCGUACUCAGUGACUGGAGUGGAGGAGGUGGUCUACAGGGGAAACAUGACUAAACUGGUGCGUAUCAGAAACCCCUGGGGUGAAGUGGAGUGGACUGGAGCCUGGAGCGAUGACUCUCGGGAAUGGGACAAUGUGGACCGCUCUGUCAGGGGCAGAUUACAGAACCGCAGUGAGGACGGAGAGUUCUGGAUGUCGUUCAGUGAUUUCCUGCGUGAGUUCAGCCGGUUGGAGAUCUGUAAUCUGACAGCAGAUGCUCUGCAGGCAAGUCAGGUAAAGAAAUGGAGCACAGCGCUCUAUCAGGGGGAGUGGAGGAGAGGAAGUACUGCCGGUGGCUGCAGGAACUACCCAGCCACAUUCUGGAUCAAUCCUCAAUUCAAGGUAGCCCUGCAGCACACUGAUUCUCCCGGCCAAUCAGAAUGCAGCUUCCUGGUAGCUCUGAUGCAGAAAAACCGCAGGAAGAAGCGAAGAGAAGGACAAGACAUGGAGACCAUUGGAUUUGCCAUUUAUGAGGUUCCAAGAGAGUAUUUGGGUAAGUCAGGUGUGCAUCUGAAGAGAGAUUUCUUCCUCAGUCAUGCGUCCAGCGCCCGCUCUGAGCUCUUCAUCAACUUGAGGGAGGUGAGCACGCGUUUCCGGCUGCCACUGGGAGAAUACGUCAUCAUACCAUCCACCUUUGAGCCGCACAAAGAGGCUGACUUCGUCCUCCGAGUUUUCUCAGAAAAACCUGCCAACUCAGAGGAAAUGGAUGAUAAGGUCACAGCUGACCUUCCUGAUGAGCAACAUCUGGAUGAGAUUCAGAUUGAUCCUGGGUUUAAGAAUCUCUUCAGACAGCUGGCUGGACCUGACAUGGAGAUCAGUAUCACAGAGUUGCAGACCCUACUAAACAGAAUUAUCAGCAAACAUAAAGAUUUGAAGACAGAUGGCUUUGGUAAGGAGGCCUGCCGCAGCAUGAUCAACCUCAUGGACACCGAUGGGAGUGGUAAACUCGGACUCGCAGAAUUUCAUGUGUUGUGGGAAAAGAUUAAACGCUACCUGGCGAUCUUCCGGGAGUAUGAUGUGGAUAAAUCUGGUACAAUGAGCUCUUACGAGAUGCGACAAGCUCUGGACGCAGCAGGUUUUAAGCUGACCAAUCAUAUAUUCCAGCUGAUUAUUCUUCGCUACAAAGAAGAGAACCUCUCAGUGGAUUUCGACAAUUUUGUCACCUGUUUAGUGCGACUGGAAACCAUGUUCAAGACCUUCAAGACCAUUGACACAGACGAUGAUGGAGUAGUAUCGCUCACAUUCUUUCAGUGGAUCUAUCUGACCAUGUUUGCCUGAAAUAACGGGUGGAUUUCCAGUGCUUCAGUGCCCAGUGCUGCAGCCUCUGCUUCUUUAGGCUUCAAACUGAGAGUGCCCUCUUUUUCAAACUAUCUACACUUGUUGCUUCAAACUUAGUAAUAGGCCUUGUUUACAAUACCUGCAAUCAGAACAUGAUUUACAUAACACUGUGCCAUUAGUGAGUAUUCAUAAAGUCAAGAGAAGCCUAUACCAAGACAUUCAGAAUAGACAUUUACCUGUUUCUUGCCAUUUUUGAAAUUAGUUGCAUGUAUUGUUCCCUGGACUGCCAAAAGAAACUUUGUUUACACUUCCCGUGCCAAAUGAAUUAGUUACUCAUUGCCAAUUUCAAUCAUUAUAAAAGACUUUAAUGAACAUUUUAUGAACAUGAAAUGCAUUAUAUUUUUCAAUGAAUCUCAGAUCUGGAAUGUUGUGCACUUAAAAAUUGCUGUAUAAGAAAUGCAUGUGCUGGUGCAUAGUGAGACUAUGCAUGUUACUGUUGUUGAAGCGCAAUGUUUUAAACUGGACUGAAUUUCAUACACCAUUGUAUUAUGCCACAAUUUGAUCAAGAUGUACUGAAAAGGUUCUUUUAAAAAGCUGAAAGAGACAUGAACAUUUUUAUUUUCAUAUACAUUCCAUUAGUUCUGUUUAUAUGAGCAAUGCCUUCAAAAUACAUAUAAAUGCAAUAUACUGUAGACAUUGGCAAAACAACUGAGAAUGGACAGAAAUCUUAUUUACUUAGUUUAGAAAAAAAUGAAAGUAAACACGACAUAAGUAUGCUGUGCCCAAUAAUAAUAAUAAUAAGAAGAAGAAGAAAAAUAUAUAUAAAUCAUUUUUUAUUCAAUUGUGAGUUUUCAAUAAACUUUCUUCAAAAUGGAGAACGUGUGCCCAGAUCAUGUUUAAUAGUGCUUUGCAUUACCUCUGUCAUAUUCCCUGUUGUCUUUUGUUUUUGUACUUUUAUGUUGAAAUUCUUGUUAAGUUCCUGUUUCCUAUUAGUUUUGUAGUCCUUUGUAGUUUUAUUCCUUGGUUCUCCCUGAUUAUUUCUCAUUCCCUGAUUGUUUCCACAGGUGUUCCUCGUUCCCUUGUUUGUUCCCUUGUGUGUUUAAGCCAUUCGUUUCCCUGUUUCCUGUGUCAGUUCUUGCAUGUUUAGCUUUCAUGUUCUGUGCUUGGUUCCCAGUGUUUUUCUUUUCCUUUUGCACCGAGUUAACUUGUUUUUUUUUCAGUUCAAUAAAGCUGCGUUUAGAUCCUUAUUCCUUGCCUGCCUCGUCACAGAAGAACUGACCAAAAGAUGGAUCUAGCAGCGGAGGGAGCCGUGCAAACCUCCCUAUCGUUGAAUACUCUCAUCUGUUCAGCACCAUAGCCAGAUGCACUGGUUUUGCUGAUGGCCACUUAAAGUCCCUAUACCAGAUCAGCCUCCAUGCCAAUGAAUGGAGGGAAUUACCGGAGACCAGGAACUAAACGUGGGAAGAGUACAUUCAUUUAAUUUUAGAGACAUUCACCUCUGAGAAUCCUCUUAACGAGCCAGCG
Xyrauchen texanus (razorback sucker) is the source of this 4018-nucleotide messenger RNA. RefSeq names its product calpain-1 catalytic subunit-like. Gene Ontology annotation, cellular component: cytoplasm. The transcript has 22 exons. Bases 380 to 2494 code for a protein of 704 amino acids. Gene Ontology annotation, biological process: proteolysis. Lineage: Eukaryota; Metazoa; Chordata; Actinopteri; Cypriniformes; Catostomidae. Gene Ontology annotation, molecular function: calcium-dependent cysteine-type endopeptidase activity; calcium ion binding. The record is from RefSeq and is a predicted model, not a curated record.